This is a messenger RNA of Taeniopygia guttata (zebra finch), 296 nucleotides long. Lineage: Eukaryota; Metazoa; Chordata; Aves; Passeriformes; Estrildidae. The record is from RefSeq and is a predicted model, not a curated record.
CCCCCAUCAUCAGUUUCCAUAGCUGCCGAAGGCCUGGAUUGCGUCAUCCAUCCCUGCAGGAUGAUCACCUUUGUCCUGAGAAAGGCUGUCGCAGACAGAGAGGAAGAGAUGGAGGUGGACACACAGACUGAUAUGGAGGAGGAGAUGGAAGUGGAUGGAGAACACACUGGAGAGGAAGAGAUGGAGGUGGAUGUUGAAGAGGAUAUGGAUGUGGAAAUGGAAGAGUACACUAAGGACAUGGACAUUGAUGGAAAAGAUGAAGAGGAGGCCAUGGUCCUGGGAUGAAGACCGAUGCC